GCGUUGGAAGUUUCUGCCGCAGACAGCAGCAGCAGUGAUUCGGCAACGCAGAGUAACAACAAAUAGCAAAACAAAUCUCUAUUUGAAUUUUAAACCAUGGCGAUGUUUUAAGCAAUGCCUUUUGAGGAGGUACAUGGAGAGGAGGAGUGCCUGGUUUAAAUUCCCUACUACUCCCAUGAAGCCAGCAGGAAGCGUCAUACCACUGUGUGUGAGGAGGACCCAGUGUCCCAUGUUGCAUUAGUGUCUGUGUGAAAUGCUGGCCUGUCUGCCAGGGCCAGGUGACCUCUCCCUCCAGCUUCUCUCACACACGCAGAUGAACACUGGACUUCAGAAAUGGGACACUACACAGAGGAUGAGAUCUGCUCAAUAUCCAACCCCUGCAGAAUUGGAUGCUUAUGCUAAGAAGGUUGCCAACAACCCCCUGACCAUUAAGAUCUUCCCCAACAGCGUCAAGGUCCCCCAGAGGAAUCACGUGCGCCGCACAGUCAACGGGCUGGAUACCUCUUGCCAGCGCUACAGCCCCUACCCCCCCUCUCAGGCCAGCGCCAAGGCCGGCCUCCUUGCCAUCAUCAAGAUGCCCGUCAUCAAGGGCAUCCUCAAAGACUUUGAUGGCAGCCGGGUACGCCUGCAACCCUCCGAGGUCAUCAUGAACCCCCCUGGCCCCGGAGGGCCAUACGCAGCAGCAGCCGCCUCGGCCAGCACUUUAAACCUACACCACCCCCCUUCCCAAGGCCAGGGCAUGCCCCGGCAGAGCCUGAACCCUCACCCUGGGAGCCAGACUCGCCCUCAGACUCUACAACAGACUCACCCCCAGCAGCAGGGUCAGUGCCAGGUCCUCAGACACCCACCCUCCAUGCCCCAGCAGCACCCAGAGCAGAGUCUGCCCAGGGCCCAGACUCUGUCCCACCCCCCAGCCCUGGGCCACCCCCAGCCUCCCUCUGGCCCCACUCUCCUGCUCCAACAGCAGCAACAACAGAACCUUCAGCAGCAGGGGCAGCCUCCUCCCGGCCUUCAGGGGGGGCGAAAGCUGCCAGACGCCGACGCGCCGCCUAACGUGACCGUCUCUACCUCAACAAUUCCUCUGUCCAUGGCCGCCGGCCUGAACCAGGGCCGCCAGCCAGACCUGAACAGCAUUGUACACCAGAUCAACCAGUUCUGCCAAGCCCGGGCCCAGGGGGCUGGGGCCACCUCAAUGUGCGAGGGCCAGAUCGCGAACCCCAGCCCCAUCAGCCGCAACCUCCUCAUCAAUGCCAGCUCCAGGUUGUCCAUGCACAGCCACCCACACCCCAACGUCUGUCCCCCCGGGCUGCCUCCACACCCCAACUGCAUCAUGUGUCCUGCGAACAAGGCUGCUGCCCCCUCUCACCCCCAAAACAACAUGGCUGCUUCUAACAUGAUGCCUGUUUACCACAAUGAUAUCAAACAGCAGCAGCAACAACAGCAUCAACAACAGCAUCAACAACAUAAUCACCAACAGCAGAUGCGCUGGAACCAGCAGCAGUUGGCUCAUCUACAGCACAUGCAGCAGGAUGGCGGGGGCCACCCCUGCAAGCACCCCUCUCACAUGGGCUACCUCCCAGAGCUGUGUGUGGGCCAGCCAUACAGCCUGAAGCCUCCUAUAGAGAAGCCCACCCCCUCUCCCCCCAACAACAACAAUGGCAUGCCUGGGGGUCCACUGGCCCACUACACCAGUGGUGGCCACUAUUUCCAACAACACGCUGUGUGGAACAGCAGUAUCCUGCCAACGCCCAACAGCGACAGCUCCGGGUCUCAGGACCUGUCCAUGCCAUUCCAUGGUGGGCCCCCAGGGGGCUCCACCACCCUAGACUGCGGUGGGCCCCCUGGGGGAGGCCAUUACAGGCCCGGAGCGAGCUCCUCCUCCUCCGGCCAGACUAGUCUGGUGCAAACGGCAGAUUACUUGGGCGGGGACUUCCAGACGCCCUGCUUCCGAGAUCACAAUCUGGGGCUGAUGGGAAAGAUGCACAGGCCUCCCAUGAACAGGGUGGGGCCCGAGGUUGGCCCCGGGGACGGCAGAACCGCUCACAUCCAACACCCAGGGUACAGAUAAGAUAAGCUACGGCCGGUCUUGUCUACACAGCAGUUAUCGAAAACCUUCUUUUAGUCUUAAAGGAAAAAUAUGAAAUAUAAUUAAAUUAAUAAAUUAAGUAAAAAUUUCCGCUAACAUUAAAAAGAGGACAAAUUAAUAUAUAAUAAAGAGCAGUGUUGGUUUUUCUUUUUCUUGGAGUCUAUCUUGCAAGUGAUCAGUUGAUUUUGUAAAUGAGUGCUUUCACUAGGCACCCUCUAGAGAGCAUUUCUUAUGUGAUUGUCAUCAUUCCCUACCUUUUUUCCAUCCUACCUGUCUAUCAGUGUGCCUGGAUCUAAGGAUAGAGAGUUAUUUUUACUUCAGAUCUGUCAUUCCUUCAAUUUCUGCAGAGGAUGGAUGAAAACUCAUUGACGCUUCAUGGAGGAAAGUAAAAACAUUAAUUUGUUUGUUUUUACUGAGUCGUGUGGGGAUUUCUCCUCUGCGAUUAGUUUUUUUGGACAAGUGGCUAAUGUUCCCUUUUUGCGUUUACUUCUGAAACUCGUAGUGACAUCAAGAUUAAAAACCUCUUGAAAUCACCUUGCAGACGAGAUAAUGAAUGGUUCAGUGUGAAACUGAAACUAUCAGUCACUGGACACUACAAAGGACAAAGGACAUACGGAGACACAUGUACAAAGAGGCUUUUUCUUUCUUUAGAAAUGUAUUUAUUUGUGAAAUAGGACUGUUUUCUGAAUCAGGUCACUGGUCAAGGUUGAUUCCUCGCUAUCAUCAAAGUAUCUAAUCUAAUCAGGUUGAUGUUUGUACAGAGCAUAGAUAUAUACUGUAUAGACAGUGUAGACAUCUAGAUCCAGCAGGGAGCAACAUACGUGGGGACUGACUGGGGGAGCUGACCAACGCGCUCUUGCUCAAAAUGCUGCAAUGAAUUCAGGUGUCUGUUACAAACCAUUUGUCACUAAUGCCAAUUGAGAUUGGCAACAUGAUUGUGGAUUAAUAUAUUUUUAUUUUAAUGGAGUGAAAAAAAUAAUUAAUUCUGUCUGAAGCCUUAAAUGGCCAAAGUCACAUAAUUGACAAGGAAAACUUAUUUUAAAAGAUGUAAUUUUAUGUUUCCUAUCAUUUUUCGUGAACCCGAAAACAACUACUUGAAUUGUUGAAAUGCGAUGUUCUGUUUGGCAGUUGUUUAGUGAAGGCAGUGAGCUAGUUAGGUUUAGUCCUGCUAUCUACUGGAGUGAAAUAAAUAUAAUUGUUACUAAUAUAAUGUUAUUUUAGAAACUAACUAUGAACCAAAUUAGAGUUUUGAUCCUGAGUGUAUUUUGUUUUUAAUCACUAAAGCUAACUUAGUUGCUACUGAAUCUGGUAUGAAGUCUGCUGAAAAUACCAAAUUGAUCACUUGCAAGAUCACUUGGAGGUUAAAGGAAAUUGACUAACUUAAGUGAAACAGCAAAUGCGUUGUUUAUUUUAUUUUACACUGGCUUACCUACUAUACUACUGUAACUUUUUAAAGUGUAAUGAUUGUGUGAGAAUGAUGCCUGCUGAUGCAGGUUGAGCAUAGACGUGUGUGCAUGUGCGUUUUGUAUGUAUGCAGAUGUGAGUAUGUGUCUGUACGUGAGAGUGGUGGACACACUGACCUCCACUUUCUGUUCGCCUCCUUCCCUAACAGCCCUUAAAAAGCCUUAAGUAUUUGGUCCUUGGACUUUCCUUUGAAAACAUGCAUGGUUAUAACGAAAACCCAAAAUGAUGAUUAUGAGAAUGACGAUUGCAAGGAUACAUACAGAGGACCCGCAAUUUCUGUUUGUUAAUUUGCCUUUUUUUUAUGGGAGUUUAUGUUGAAUAGGAAAGGCAAUUCCUUAGAGAUUCUUCUUAAUUACGAAAACAAGAAAUGUUGUUAUAUUUUGUAAUUAUAUUUUAAUCCUACAGUGCCUUGCAAAAGUGUUCAUUCUUCUUGGAUUUCUUCAAAUUUGAUUGUGUUACAAAGUGGGAUUCAAAUGGAUUCAAUUGUUCAUUUUUUUCAACAAUCUAUGCAAAAUACUCUGUCAGUUUAAGAUUAAUAGAAAUGAAAUGACUAAAAUAUAGUCGUUGCAUAAGUAUUAAUCUCCCUGAGUCAAUACAUGUUAGAAACACCUUCGCAGCGAUUACAGCUGUGAGUCUUCUUGGGUAGGUCUCUGAGGUUUACACCUAUAUUGUGCAAUAUUAUAAACUGGUGGUUAGAGCCCUGAAUGAUGAUUGUCUGAAAGCUGUGGUAUAUCACACUGUAUACCACGGGUAUGACCCAAUUUCUUUUUUUUUACUGCUCUAAUUACACUGGUAACCAGUUUAUAAUGGCAAUAAGGCACCUUGUUUUUUUUUGGUAUAUUGGCUAUAUACCAAACCCCCCCGGGCCUUAUUGCUUAAUUAGCCCAUUAUUCUUUUCAUAAUUCUUCAAUCUCUGUCAAGAUGUUGGGGAUCAUGGCUAGACAGCAAUUUUCAAGUAUUUUUUAUAGAUUUUCAGUCAUAUUUAAGUCAAAACUGUAACUUGCCCACUCAGGAACAUUCUCUGUCAUGUUGGUAAACAGCUCGUGUACAUUUGGCCUAUUGUUAUAAGUUAUUGUCCUGCUUAAAGGUGAAUUCCUCUCCCAGUAUCUGGUGUAAAGCAGACUGAAGUAGGUUUUCCUCCAGGAUUUUGCCUGUGCUUGGCUCCAUCCCAUUUCUUUUCAUCCUGAAAAACUCCCCAGUAUUCGCUGAUGUCAACCAUACCCAUACCAUGAUGCAGCUACCACCAUGCUUGGAAAUAAGGAGGCAGUUACUCAGCGCUGUGCUGUUGGAUUUGCCCCUAACAUAAGACUUUGCAUUUAGGCCUAAGAGUAUAUUCUUUGCUGUGUUGUUUUUUUUCUUCAGCUUUUUUGCUUUGCCUUGGUGCGCACACAAGAUGAAUGUUUCGCAAUAUUUCUAUUCAGUAUAUUUGUAUUAUUUUCACUCUGUCUUUUAAGUCAUUGUGGCAUCACUACAAAGUUAUUGAUCCAUCGUCAGUUUUCUCCCAUCACAGCCAUCGAACUGUUUUUAAAAUCACUAAUGGCCUCAUGGUAACAUCCCUGAGCAGUUUCAUUCCUGUCCUGCAGCUCAGUUUAAAGGUUCACUGUAUCUUUGAUGUGUCUGGGUGGUUUAAUCCAUAAUUAUUAACUUUACCAUACUUAGCGAGAUAUACAAUGUCUGAUUUUGUUAUUGUUACCCAUCUACCAAUUACUGUCCUUGUUUGUGAGGCUAUCGAAAAGCUCCCUGCUCUUUUUAGUUGAAUCUGUACUUGAAAUUCAAUACUUGACUGAGGGACCUUACAAAAUAUAUUUAGAACCCUUGACUUUUUCCACAUUUUGUUACGUUACAGCCUUAUUCUAAAAUGGAUUAAAACAAAAGUUUUCCACAUCAAUAUACACACACUACCCCAUAAUGCCAAAGCAAAAACAGGGUUUUUAGACAUUUUCACUCAUUGAAAUUUAAAAAAUGGAUGUCACAUUUACAUAAGUAUUCAGACCCUUAACUCAGUACUUUGUUGAAGCACCUUUGUCAGUGAUUACAGCAUUGAGUCUUCUUGGAUAUGACACUACAAGCUUGGCACACCUGUAUUUGGGGAGUUUCUCCCAUUCUUCUCUGCAGAUCCUCUCUGUCAGGUUGGAUGGGGAGCAUUGCUGCACAGCUCAUUUCAGAUCUCUUCAGAGAUGUUCAAAUCCGGGCUCUGACUGGGCCACUGAAAACAUCCCCACAGCAUGAUGCUGCCACCACCAUGCCUCACCGUAGGGAUGUUACCAAGUUUCUGCCAGACUUGACGCUUGGCAUUCAGGCCAAAGAGUUCAAUCUUGGUUUCAUCAGACCAGAGAAUAGACCAGAGAAUCUUGUUUCUAAUGGUCUGAGAGUCCUUUAGGUGCCUUUUGGCAAACUCCAAGUGGGCUGUCAUGUGCCUUUUACUGAGGAACGACUUCAGUCUGGCCACUCUACCAUAAAGGCCUGAUUGGUGGAGUGCUGCAGAGAUGUUUGUCCUUCUGGAAGGUUCUCCCAUCUCCACAGAGGAACUCUAGCUCUGUCAGAGUGACCAUCGGGUUCUUGGUCACCUCCCUGACCAAAGCCCUUCUCCCCCGAUUGUUCAGUUUGGCCGGGCGGCCAGCUCUAGGAAGACUCUUGGUGGUUCCAAAUUUCUUCCAAUUGAGAAUGGUGGAGGCCACUGUGUUCUUGGGGACCUUCAAUGCUGCAAACAUUUUUUGGUACUCUUCCUCAGAUCUGUGCCUCGACACAAUCCUGUCUCGGAGCUCUACGGACAAUUCCUUCGACCAGAUGGCUUGAUUUUUGCGCUGUCAACUCUGGGACUUAUAUCGGCAGAUGUGUGCCUUUCCAAUCAUUUGAAUUUACCACAGGUCGACUAAUCAAGUUGUAGAAACAUCUCAAGGAUAAUCAAUGGAAACCGGAUGCACCUGAGCUCAUAGCAAAAGGUCUGAAUACUUGUGUAAAUAAGGUAUUUCUGUUUUUUAUUUGUAAUAAAUGUCGAAACAUGUCUACAAACCUGUUUUCGCUUCAUUAUGGUGUAUUGUGUCUCGAUUGCUGGGGAAUUGUUUUUAUUUAAACCACUUUAGAAUAAGGCUGUAAUGUAACAAAAUAUGGAAAAAGUCGAGGGGUCUGAAUACUUUCCAAAGGCACUGUGUGUAUGAGGGAAAGUGGAGGGGUUAGUCAUUUAAAAAUCAUGUCAACCCCUAGUAUUUCACACAGUGAGUCCAUGUAAAAACAAAAUUAAAUUGCCAAUUUUAUUUAUCCUGAACUAAUUUAGGCUUGCCUUGAGCAAAGGGGCUUCAUUUUUCUUCCACUUUGGCACCACAGAGAAUUUUGAGUAGAUUGUUGGAAGAAAAAACAGGACAAAUCCAUUUUAAUCCCACUUUGUAACACAAAAUGUGAAGAAAUCCAAGGGGUCUGAAUACUUCUGCAAGGCACUGUAUGUGUAGUUACUGGGCUGUAACAAACCAUUUUCCCCCCAGUUUCAAAGCUUCAGUUGUGACUUGUUUAUUAUACUUGAUUUUCUUGUUGUUUAAAAAAAUUGUCGUCUUUGUUUCCUUUACUGUUGCUGUGAAAUCCAGGAAGGCUUGAUAAGUCUUUCUUUUACAUGUCACUCUGUGGCUGUGCGAAAGAUAAAAAGGCGAGAGAGUGAGUUGUGCUACUCUUUUUGUAAUAUUGUAAUAAUAAAAUAAAGUUCUAAUUUAUGCUUAGAAAUGUGUUUUAUGGAUGUCCUGUUCUUUUGAUGCCCAAAUGCCCUUUCUCCUAUUUGAUGAGUCGUACAGAACUUGCAAAUAUGAGUAUUUGAAAUGCAUAUGCUCACAACCUUUUACUCAAUGAGAACAGAUGGAGGAAAUUGGACAUUCUUCCACCUUAUGUUUGUCUCCAAACCAUAUACCUGUCUGCUCGUUGCCCUACAAAUCUGCAUGGGUUACCCCCUGAGUGCUUGAAUUAUUUCUUUAGAUCAGACAGUAUUGCAAGUUUUUUUCCUCCAUUUGAGUCCCUGAGAUUUAAUUUCAACAGUACUGUGUGUGAAAUAAAGCUUUACCUACAUCAUCA
This is a messenger RNA of Oncorhynchus keta (chum salmon), 7603 nucleotides long. Its product is annotated as protein FAM222B-like. The coding region runs from base 254 to 2068 and encodes 604 amino acids. The transcript has 4 exons. The record is from RefSeq and is a predicted model, not a curated record. NCBI's taxonomy places the organism in Eukaryota, Metazoa, Chordata, Actinopteri, Salmoniformes, Salmonidae.